GGAAAAGAGAUUAACUUAUAGCCACGAAUACAAUACUUACAAUAUGUUUUGAAAGGGAAGUCGAACAUAAUAUGUUGAUAUUUAGGAAUACAAUUUUAGCUGUGUUUUUCGCAUAUCCUCUGUUCAAGGUGUGUCGGCCGACUGCUGUGAUGCCUUGAACAUCAUAACAAGAGCAGAAUGGGGAGCAAGAGACCCAAAAUCCACAGAGAAUAUAACAGUGCCAGUGUCGACGUUUUUUAUUCACCAUACAGACACCAAUGGUUGUGAAACUCAGGAUGUCUGCUCUGCUCGAGUUAGGAGUAUCCAACGACACCACAUGGAUAUAAAAAAAUGGGCAGAUAUCGGAUACAGCUUUUUGAUUGGUGGAGAUGGUAAUGUAUACGAAGGCAGGGGAUGGAAAUUCGUUGGAGCGCAUACCUAUGGGUAUAACAGAGUUUCAUCUGCGGCAGCUUUCAUUGGAAAUUUCACAAGUCUGCUUCCAAAUGCCAAAGCAAUUAAAGCUGUUGAUAUUCUGAUCGAAUGCGGGGUCCACCGAGGAAAGAUCAAACCUAGUUACACGCUUCUGGGCCAUCGAGAUGCGAAAAAAUCGGAUACAAAGUGCCCAGGAGAUGCAUUGUACAGGGAAAUUCAAACAUGGACAAACUAUCCAGGUAGUGGCAAGACGAUCGACAGGGACAUCUGUGAGAGGUCGCAAGGACCAUCUGACCAAGAAAGCCAUUUAGACAUGUGUAAUGCAAGUGGAAAGUUUUGCGGCUGGCACCAGGAUGGUCCCUUGUUUUGGUCCAAACAACGUGGCCAAGCAAAUAGACCGGGGAUAACUGGUCCCAGUUCAGACAGCACGGGAUCUUUGACAGGUUACUACCUUCUCGCCGACGCAACUGAUAGUACUGCUUACAAAUCUGUCAAAAUGUAUUCCGACCAAUACCCGUACGACUCUUCUGAUCACAGCUUCUACUGUGUGGAUUUCCAAUAUCACAUGCAUGGGGACGAUGUUGGAACGCUUAGUUUAAAACUAGGACUUAACGAUAUGUGGUUCCAACGGUACCGGGAAACAGUCUGGCACAUAUCUGGUGACCAUGGCAACCGGUGGAUACGAAAGCGUGUAACAGUCGAAACUGCAAUCAGCAUCUUCGAAGGAAAAAUGCAUUUCGAAUUCAUCGCAACGUUUGGGGGAAGUUACAGCGGCGACAUUGCUUUGGAUAACAUCCGCAUAGGAAAGGGCCGGUGCGAAAUGGCAAGUACUGACGUGGCAACUUCAUGGCUAAGCAGCUCACAGAUGCAAAGUCUGAAGGAACAACUCAAGAUAGACGAAGGAGUUAAAUACACAAUCUACAAGGACUCUUUGGAUAAGUUAACGUUUGGUAUUGGUCAUCUGAUAACCAAAAAUGAUCCGGAGUAUGGAAAACCAGUCGGUACCCCUGUGAGUGAGGAACGGGUGGACGCGGUAUUCAAAACUGACGUUGCGGAAGCUGUAAAGCUAACCCAGAGCAUAUACAAUCCGGGGUGUCAGACCUGGCCAGGAGAAGUGAAGGAGAUUAUGGUCAACAUGGCAUUCAACCUGGGAGGAAACCUAAAGAAGUUCACGAAUCUCAAGACAGCUUUAGAUGAUCGGAAUUGGCAGAAGGCUGCAGAUGAAAUGAAGGACAGUCGGUGGUACACACAGGUCGGAAAGAGAGCGGUGCGACUUGUGGAGAGGAUGCGUAAUGUGAAGGAGAAAUAAUAACGUCAAGAAACGACAUUGUUGUUUAAAUAUAUAUUGUCAUGUUCUAAUUAAUGACAUCAUUGACUUUCAAAUCAUAUUUCUAUUUUGUAUACUUAUCUAUCGAACCUCGAAGUUUAGUGUUUAUCUGUUAACAGUUCUACCAUCCUCGACACCCCAGCGUAUCAUAAUCUAUAUGAUACCCUUUGCAAAUCAGCUGUUAAAAUCUCGUACUCAUGAAUAAUUAAUAAGGUGAAACCAGCCGCUUGAUUUGUCGCAUAAGACACACCUCAUUCGGUGCGGAAAUGGCCGAAAAGUUACGAAUGUAAUCUCGGUUCGAAAUAAUCCAAUGAGAUCACGGCUUACAAAUCGUUUUAGGCAGGAUAUUGUUAAAUAUGCCGAUAGCUCCUUUUUGUUUUCGGCUAUUUCAUUGGUCGGAAAAUGCAUAUGAAUAUUCAAAUUAUACGAAGUUUUCCUAGCCGUUUUGCCUACGGUUCCAUAGGUUUAUGACACGCUGGGGUGCCGAGGAUGCAGUUCUACAUAUAUACGUGUUCUUGUCCAUAAAUGUAAAUAUACGUUAAAUAAAUUAAACCUCUUUACUAAC
Molecule: messenger RNA, 2303 nt
Organism: Mya arenaria
Lineage: Eukaryota; Metazoa; Mollusca; Bivalvia; Myida; Myidae
Product: MAM and LDL-receptor class A domain-containing protein 1-like
Exons: 8
Coding region: 317-1720 (467 amino acids)
Biological process (GO): peptidoglycan catabolic process
Cellular component (GO): membrane
Molecular function (GO): zinc ion binding; lysozyme activity; N-acetylmuramoyl-L-alanine amidase activity
Source: RefSeq, a predicted model, not a curated record